Pleurotus ostreatus (oyster mushroom) is the source of this 1032-nucleotide messenger RNA. RefSeq lists its product as uncharacterized. Lineage: Eukaryota; Fungi; Basidiomycota; Agaricomycetes; Agaricales; Pleurotaceae. The record is from RefSeq and is a predicted model, not a curated record. Bases 1 to 1032 code for a protein of 343 amino acids. The transcript is spliced from 4 exons.
AUGUGUGACACGUUUGGCAUCGAGGAUAGAUUUGACCCACCCAUCCUCGUAUCAACCAUUCAUGAGCCAGCAAAAGACCCCAGAAUCCCGCCUUGGGUGCCCUCACGGGGCACUAAAAUCAGAGUUGACUCUGUUGAUCCCAAUCAAGGCCGCUGCCUCAUCGAAAACUGCCUAAAGUUUCGGGAGGUUGAAUACUGCCAUGUUAUACCACGAAGCUUUACAAAGUUCACCGACAAUAUGACAAAUCUUGAGUGGUACUGGGGGCUGAGACAUUCAACCCUGGACCUGGAUACGAGGCGUAAUAUUUUGCUCGCUGGAUCUUCUCUGCACGGCCUUCAUGACAAUCACCGUUGGGGGUUGCUGCCACCCGACGAUAUAAUCAACAAGUAUGCGAACAACAUUGACGAAGAGGAGCACUAUCAAAGGGGGUCUGUUGAAGUCCCCGACAGGGUCUUCUCAUACCGACUCAUCCCGCUUCAUCCAGGCAUGGAAACCAUUGGCAUUCACCGCCAGCUGGGACACGAGCCCGACAACCUUACUUUCACAACACAUGUAUUUCCGUUCGACCAGCUGCCACCCCUUCAAUGCCAUAUCCACCCAAAAUUUGCAAUCUACGAGUUUGGCUCAAAACUUGUCGGGCUCGCCGCUGAGAUGCGGGCUGAGCUUUUCGAACGUUGGCCAAUUCUUGACAAAAUUGCCCUUAUCUACAGGGCGUGGGACGCGCCCCCGACAGAGGAUAUUUCAAAAUGGCUGAUGGACAUCCCGGACUCAAAAGGUGACUCCAGUGACGAUGAUGAAUAUCCCCCACAAGGUAUGAAGCGACGCAGAGGCUCAAGCAUUCACAUACCUCAGUGUAAACUGUCUGGUACUCCCAGACGGAUAGAAACUACACCCCCCCCGUACUCCCAGGGCAAGCUGGACCCGGCCGGGAUAUAUCUGUCCCUGGUGCACCCAGGUGAGCUGGAGUAUAUCUGUUCUGAGACUCCCAGUUCCAGUAAACUUUAUCCUGCGGAAAAUUCCAGGGUGGGAUAA